Messenger RNA from Trypanosoma grayi, 537 nucleotides. RefSeq lists its product as hypothetical. The coding region runs from base 1 to 537 and encodes 178 amino acids. Lineage: Eukaryota; Euglenozoa; Kinetoplastea; Trypanosomatida; Trypanosomatidae. The transcript has a single exon. The record is from RefSeq and is a predicted model, not a curated record.
AUGGGCACAAGGUGGGGCGAGAGAUUCUGCAGCGGGUCACUUUGGCGGUUGCCGGAGCUCCAGAGGUUACUUUCCGUAAAUGGGCUGCGCCUCCGGCUCUGCACAUUGAGGCUUGAAUCAACAACUUGCAUAUUUCGGGCAACCGCGCGGCAGCCAUCGAUUGGGAAAAUGUUGCACAAUAGAAUGCAAAAAAUUGUGAGACCACCAUCAGUGAGGUGGACCCAGCGGUUCAUCAGCACACUUGUUUUAGGCGCGCGAUUCGACCACAACAAUAGGGAGAGGUGUUUUUUUAGCAACAAGACCCUUCGCUCUUUACGGGCGGCCCCUCCUCUAUCCGAGGUUUCCGCGGCUGCGAUGGAAGUUUUGCCUUUCCACACGCUGUGCGCUGCGGCGGUUUUUGUGUUCACGACUCUACCAUCAUUAUUUUUUUCUGAGGGCAAUGAGGUGUUUUUUGCCGGCUUUGAAAAGCAGUUUGGUUGGUGGUGGAAAAUCCGCUGGCCUUCCGCCCUCUGCAAUUGUUUCGGGCGAGAGCUGUAA